GCAGCUUUUAAUAACCAGGCAACAGUGUAGCAAAAGUUAAUGCAGAAGAGUGUUGAUAAAACUCUACCUGAUCUUAUUUUACGUUUAUUGAAAAUUCUUAAACAUUUCCUUACCAUCGAUACGUAUUAUGAAUGUAGAGAAGGACAGCUUCAAGCAUAACUUCAAUGUUCCGGUUGGCGUCUGAAUCGACUCUUAUUUCAGUAUCCCCUACAGAAUACCUAUGUUUUAAAAAGGGUCAAAUACUUUCAUCUAGAAAACAACUUCAAUUGCUGCUUCACGAUGGCUGUCCAAAGAGCAGUCCUAGGUGUUAUGGAUUACAUUGCAAUUAUUCUCAUGCUCUUGGUUUCAUCCGGAAUCGGUGCUUUCUAUAAUUUUUAUGGAAACAAGCAGAAAACAACAAAUGAGUACCUCUUGGCAGGAAGGAACAUGUCUAUCUUCCCUGUGGCGUUUUCUCUUAUGGCCUCAUUAUUAUCAUCCGUCACAAGCCUUGGAGUACCACCAGAUAUAUAUCGGUUUGGUACGCAUUAUGCUCUUUUUCCCCUUGGAUACGUGACGGGAAAUUUGUUAAGUUCAUACAUUUGUUUACCUGUGUUCUUUGAUAUUCAAGCACCAACAGCUUACGAAUACAUUGAAAGGAGGUUUGGAGUCUUUUCCAGAAAAGUUUGCUCUUUCUCUUUUGUUGUCCAAAUGAUCCUUUAUAUGUCUGUGGUGAUUUAUGCACCUGCUCUAGCUUUGAGUGCUGUGACAAAUCUUUCUACUUGGGUGUCUGUUAUUUCUAUUGGAAGUGUUUGCACGUUCUAUUGCACACUGGGUGGCAUGAAAGCAGUACUAUGGACAGAUCUUUUUCAAGGUCUACUGAUGUUUCUCGGAAUGAUUGCUGUUAUCGUGAAAGGUUGCACUGAUGAAGGUGGCAUUGCAGCUGUUUUCAGAACAGCGAAAGAAGGAGGACGGCUUGUCAUGCCCGAGAUAACAAUAGAUCCCGAAGAACGUUAUUCAGUCUGGAACGUUCUUCUUCAGGGUACAAUCAUCUGCAUGUCAACUGCCAGUGCAAAUCAAGUGCAAGUUCAGAGGCUACUAACUGUUAAAAAUCUCUCGCGAUCCCGGAUGGCUCUUCAUUUAAGCAUUCCAUUAUGUAUAGCAUUCGUCUGGUUGAACUGUUUCAUAGGAGUCAUUAUAUAUGCUUACUUUGCCGACUGCGAUCCAAUGACUUCUCCUUCCAAACCAAUAACGUCAUCAGAUCAGUUACUCCCAUACUUUAUUGUACUUACUUUGAGCAAGUAUCCUGGAGUAGCGGGUUUGUGCAUUUGUGGUAUUUUUAGCAGUGCGUUGAGUACUGUGUCGUCUGCAAUUAACUCCCUCACAGCUGUAACUACGGAAGAUUUAAUCAGACCAUACUUCAUUGCUUGGGGCUAUUCUGAAAUGAAGAUAGCUACCUCUGCCAAAGUUAUUACAUUAUUUUAUGGACUUCUAUGCGUUGCUCUCACAUUCCCAAUUUCUAAAAUUGGAAAUAUCGUCCAGAUGAGCCAUGUCAUUUUCGGAUUGUUUAACGCUCCAAUACUGGGAGUGUUUCUUCUGGGAAUGUUAACUCGACGAGCUAAUGAAAAGGGUGUUAUUUUAGGGCUGCUGAUCUCUCUUAUUCUCACUGGAUGGAUGAGUUUUGGAUCAAGUACCCAUGGACCUCCCCCCAAAACACUUCCAGUAUCAACAACAGGGUGCAGUUCCUUUGAAUCCUUGAAUUCAAGUUUGUUGAAUAUUACAGACACUGCUUUCCAUUUUUCGAGUGACUACAAAAAAAGCUUGACAUUGAAUGACGAUAACACAACGUUUUUUCCGACAAAUUCUCCACCAAAAUACUUUUACUUAUACAAGGUGUCGUUCAUGUGGGUAGCCCCUGUUGGAUUGCUUAUCUGUCUCGUCGUUGGUUAUGCUUCAAGCAUUGCGUGUAGUCUAAUAGCUGGAGAAUCUAAAAGUGUUCCUGAAGACUUACUGAGUCCAGUAUUAAAAUUUUUCAAGGAAAGAAAGUCUGAAAACGUUAAAAGCCAGUUCGUCGAAACACCGGAAUCAAUUGAUCUGCAAAAGUUCAAGACAGCAACUAUUGAAUAUUUUAAGCCACAGAACUUAGAUAAAUUUUAGAUUCCCCCUUUUUUUGCCAUGUUGACUCGUAUGGACUAGUCAAUGUAGUAACCUUUGUAAUGCUUGACCAUGUUAUUACAAUUUAUUUAAAUUUUAAACACAUUAAUGUCAAAUAAAUACCUUUGUGAAUAAAAAGUAAAAAACGGAAUAACAUCGUCAAAUAGCACAAACUGCAGAUUACUGCAGCACGUGUUUCGGCGUUACAAAUGGCGUUACAAGCGUGUUCGGCGUCUUUCUAAAGCCGAGAUAUGUAUCUGUAGUAAUUUGCAAUUUGUGCUAUUUGGCAAUGUUAUUUCUUUUCUUAUUUUUCCUUUUUUUACGUGAAUGUUGCUACACUUUAACCCCUUAAUAACCUCUGACUUCUUGCAAUACACUGUUUUAUACAAAAUCUUUUAAUAUUAUUUUUAAAAACACCUUUAAAUUAAAGUUUUGAAAUUUGCUUAAUUUAACUUUUUAAAGACCAUGAAAGAUCGUACCGCUUCCUUUAAAACACGUGCACAUCCUGUGAAUAUGAUGCUUUGCUCCUAUAUUACCGGGAUUAGACUAAUCAAAAAUAAGUCCCAUCCCAUUUCAAUUAAAAUUCCAGGACAAGUUAAUACUGAAAGAAAAUUCCAAAAAGUCACAGGUUAUUUUCGGGUAAUGUUCCGGCAUUGCAGGGUUUUAAACCAGCUUCCUGGCAAAAACAAGUAUUAUUCCGAACAGCUUCUCGAACCGCUACAGGCCGUUGUAUGAAUGUGGAUUUCUCUGUCCAGAAAAAACUUUUCUAGUUACCAGUAUUAGGAUGUACUGAGCUUCUUUAUGAGGUGUUUCACCUUUAGUUCAAUUGCAGUCCUUUCAGACUGACUGAGAUUAAUUGAGCGUGAAAUGCAGUCCCUGGAUAUUGUAACUGUACAAGAAGUAACGGCAAAAAAGCUGUUUGGUAUUUGCUUGCUAUUUGCGUAGAUUUGACAACAGUUUCAGGAGUUUUUAUUCUAAAUGAAGAAGAUUCCAGUUUAUUACUAUCCAACAUAUUUAAAUGUCCCUGGAAAGUUCUUGAUUCUAGAAACGUGACUCCGUUUUUAUUGAAAAUGUAUCUGAAUUCAUCGGGAAGAUUCCUGUUUAGUUUCUGGAUGGUUGCAGACAUUUUUACUUUUUCCUAGCACUAUUACCGGGAAAAAUUAGGCAAUCCAGCUACUCAUUAUUUUCCAUUAAUAUUUCAAUUUUUCUUCAGAGCAUGCUUCUUCUAUGAUUUGUCAUUAAUUAUUACCCAAAAAAUUGAUUUUGUUAUCUUGCUCAUUUUUAUCAGUUUUCCAAAAAUAAAAAAAUAAAAUAUUUUUUAAACUGUAUCCAAAUUUACUGUAGCCAAAUUCUAACAUAAACUCAUAGUCACAUUGCUCACCUUGAAGGGGAGGGAGAGAUGAGCAUUAGAAC
Messenger RNA from Uloborus diversus, 3543 nucleotides. Its product is annotated as putative sodium-dependent multivitamin transporter. The record is from RefSeq and is a predicted model, not a curated record. The transcript is spliced from 14 exons. NCBI's taxonomy places the organism in Eukaryota, Metazoa, Arthropoda, Arachnida, Araneae, Uloboridae. Gene Ontology annotation, biological process: sodium ion transport; transmembrane transport. Gene Ontology annotation, cellular component: membrane. The coding region runs from base 280 to 2133 and encodes 617 amino acids. Gene Ontology annotation, molecular function: symporter activity.